Molecule: messenger RNA, 2207 nt
Organism: Cololabis saira (Pacific saury)
Lineage: Eukaryota; Metazoa; Chordata; Actinopteri; Beloniformes; Belonidae
Gene: armc6
Product: armadillo repeat containing 6
Exons: 8
Coding region: 155-1549 (464 amino acids)
Biological process (GO): hematopoietic progenitor cell differentiation
Molecular function (GO): protein binding
Source: RefSeq, a predicted model, not a curated record
GUUGCUAUUCACAAACGUGCAGAACCUUUUUGACAUCAUUCCCGACAUCAGCGGCUGCGGAAAGAGCGUAAAGUCACCCAGAACUGAGGAGCAGGUCGACUGUUACUGGGCGGAGGUAAAAGAGCGGGCGGGAAUAAACAAAUAACGUGUUAAAAUGGCCAAACGGAGGAUCACCCAGGAGACAUUUGACGCUGUUGUCAGGGAGAACAUGGAGGAGUUUGAGAUGGAUCCAGAUGAGGCUCUGAAAGAUGCAGUGGAGCAGUUUGAAUCUCAAGGUGUGGAUCUCACUUUUAUAGUAAAAGCUGUAGCAGCUGUAUCAUGUGAUAACAAUCAAGAAAAGCAAACACACGAGGUCUUACAGUCUUUGGAGUCACUCCGGAUUGGAAAAGACUGUGAGGUGACAGCAGGCAUAAAAUCCUUCACUGACCAGUGCUCACUGGGAUUUGCGCAGAGGUACCUGGCUGCUGAAAAAGGCGCCUAUCCCAUUAUCCUUUCCUAUUGCAAAAAGGGUUUGGAGGAGCAGGACGCCAUGUUGGCUUCUCUGUCUGCUUUGGCUGCACUGACUGAUGGACAGCCAGACAUAUUGGAUGCAGAGGGCAGGCAGUGUCUUGUGGAUGUGCUUAAAAAGUUCCGGGAAGAUUCCUCAGUAACACGUGUUGCCAUCCGUGUUGUGCGGCACUGCUGUUUAAAACAUGAACAAAACAGGCAGGAUUUUGUAAAAGCUGGUGUCCUGCCGCUGCUGACCGGUGCCGUUACCCAACACAGUGGGUGUGCUGAGCUGGUCAAGGAAGCCUCUGCAGCUCUCAGGGUCAUGACAUUUGAUGAUGAUGUCCGAGUUUCAUUUGGGCAUGCUCAUGAACAUGCCAAGAUGAUUGUUCUUGAGCACAAUGGACUGAAGGUUUUAAUUGAGUCAGCAAAAGCUCACCUUGGUAAUAAUUCUGUUCUGAGUGAACUGUGCGCAACUUUAUCCCGCCUGGCCGUCAGAAAUGAAUUUUGUCAAGACAUCUGUGAUUAUGGCGGAUUAAAACUCAUAAUGUCGCUACUUGCGGACAGCUACGAGUCAUCGGAGCUGGUCCGACAAGUCGUCAGUGCAAUACGAGCCAUAGCAGGAAAUGAUGACGUGAAAGAUGCAGUUGUUGCUGCUGGUGGAGUUGAGCUUAUUGUUAUUGCCAUGAACAGACACAUGAGUAAUCCUGCUGUGUGUGAGCAGGCAUGUGCAUGCCUCUCUGUCCUUGCCUUACGUAAACCCAACAACUGCAAAGUCAUCAUGGAGAAUGGAGCUGCCUUGACCGCUGUGCAGGCAAUGAAUACGCACUCUAAUUCAGUCAAUGUACAGAAACAAGCAUGCAUGCUGUUGAGAAACCUAGUUGCACGUAUGGACAGCUACAGCCAGCCAAUCUUGGAAAUGGGAGCAGAGGCCCUGAUACGUCAGGCAGUCCAGACCCAUGAGGACUGCGGGGAUGUGGGCAAAGCAGCCCUCAGAGAUCUGGGCUGUGAGGUGGAGCUGAAGGAGCUGUGGAUCGGCAAACAUGGCAGCAUUACCAACUGAAAGUGGAGCUCAUUCUCCUUCACAAGACAAUAAAAUGAAAUGCUGUUGUGUUUGUAUACAAUGUUUGCAGAUACACUAAACUGGUUACAGAUAUUUGAUAUUUGAUUUGAUAUUUGAGCACAAAGCCCAGUUUGAAUAUGUCUUACAAUACAGGAAAAAGUCCAAAAGGCCGUUAAAUUCUUUUUUUUCUUUUUUUGUUCAUAAGAUGUAAUGUUUUGUGUUCAUGUAAAAGGCAUUUGAUUUGUAAAAAUAGUUGAACUGUUCAGCAUCGUGCGUAUACCUAUCCCAUGUUGGUGGAGCAAAUUUAUUUUAUGAACUAAAUGUCUUGUACUUAUAGGAUUUUUUUUUUCAAGUUUUUUUAUUUUAAAUGUAUUUUUAUUUUUAUAUUUUUAAUUUCUAUGUAGUACAUUAAGCAGUUGUGCCUGAAAGUCUAACACUUUUUAAUCAUAUUUAUAAAUCUGGCCAUUAGAUCAGUUUCAAAAACAAGUCUGAAGAGUGUUGAAAGAUAAACCAAUUAAACCAAUAAGGCAAGAAUGUUUUUGUAAUGUGUAUUUGUUUUUUAUUUACUGUGUUAAAUUUCCCAAUAUGACAGAUCAGAGCUCUUUCGGUAGUUGUUCUAAGUCAGACAUGUGUCCAUCAAAACACCAUUUAAAGGACA